AUAAAUCGGACAACCAGACAAAUAUUCAUCAUCUGAGAUUCUGAAUCGCCCCACUUUCUCCUCUACUCCUUGCCUUCACGGCUUCACCCGCCCUUCCCCACUUAUCGGGCAACCAGACAAAUAUUCUUCAUCUGAAUUGCCUCACUUUCCCUCUGCCACUUGCCUUCACCGCUUCACCCACCCCUCCCCACCUCACUUGGAGAAAGAUAGAGGGAGUUGCAGUGCAGCCAUGGCAGCCACCAGCAUUGAUAAUUCCCCACUUCCUAGCCAAAGAUUAUUAGAGAAAGUGGCGCUGGUCACUGGUGGAGCCACUGGAAUUGGAGAGAGUAUUGUGCGUCUAUUCCUUAAGCAAGGUGCAAAAGUUUGCAUUGUUGAUGUGCAAGAUGACCUUGGCCAGAAGCUCUGUGAAACGCUUGGCGGUGACCCAAAUGUAUGUUUUUUCCAUUGUGAUGUCACAAUAGAGGAUGAUGUUUGCCAUGCAGUCGAUUUCACAGUUACUAAAUUUGGCACACUUGACAUUAUGGUCAACAAUGCUGGCAUGGCAGGCCCACCCUGUUCUGAUAUUCGUAACGUGGAAGUAUCAAUGUUUGAGAAGGUAUUUGAUGUAAAUGUAAAGGGUGUCUUCCUUGGAAUGAAGCACGCGGCUCGUAUCAUGAUCCCAUUGAAGAAAGGAACAAUCAUAUCCUUAUGCAGUGUUUCUAGCGCCAUAGCAGGUGUUGGCCCGCAUGCAUACACAAGUUCUAAGUGUGCUGUUGCUGGCCUGACACAGAGUGUUGCCGCAGAGAUGGGGGGACAUGGGAUACGAGUCAACUGCAUUUCACCCUAUGCAAUUGCUACAGGCUUGGCUUUGGCUCACCUGCCUGAGGAUGAGAGGACGGAGGAUGCCAUGGCUGGUUUCCGUGCUUUUGUAGGAAAAAAUGCGAACUUGCAGGGGGUGGAAUUGACAGUUGAUGACGUUGCUCAUGCUGCAGUCUUCUUAGCUAGCGACGAGGCGAGGUACAUAAGCGGCCUUAAUCUCAUGCUUGAUGGGGGCUUCUCCUGCACAAAUCACUCACUUCGGGUCUUCAGAUGAUGCCAUUUGAAGGUAAGUUCUCUCAUGAGCAGGAUUGCAGCACAGGGGUUAAACAUUUGCUUGAAAUGUAAGAUAUAUAAACCUUUCUCGUGACCAAGCAUGCAGUGAGGCGUCUAAUGACUAUAAUGACUAUAGUCUGGUCAGUUGUAGGCAAUAUUUCUAUUUGAAUCUUAUUGACAAUAUAUUACUGAUUGAUAAUCCUCUGCACAUGGUACUUGUAUGGUUGAUUCCUUUCCAAGAACUAGAUCAUUGUAUCUGUGUUUGGCAAUUCUGCAGUGGAAAUGAGACGAGUGUUUUCUCA
Vitis riparia (riverbank grape) is the source of this 1373-nucleotide messenger RNA. RefSeq names its product xanthoxin dehydrogenase. Gene Ontology annotation, biological process: abscisic acid biosynthetic process. Bases 230 to 1072 code for a protein of 280 amino acids. Lineage: Eukaryota; Viridiplantae; Streptophyta; Magnoliopsida; Vitales; Vitaceae. The record is from RefSeq and is a predicted model, not a curated record. Gene Ontology annotation, molecular function: xanthoxin dehydrogenase (NAD+) activity. The transcript is spliced from 2 exons. Gene Ontology annotation, cellular component: cytosol.